Dermacentor andersoni is the source of this 1749-nucleotide messenger RNA. RefSeq names its product mediator complex subunit 4 (gene MED4). Gene Ontology annotation, molecular function: transcription coregulator activity. Gene Ontology annotation, biological process: regulation of transcription by RNA polymerase II. Lineage: Eukaryota; Metazoa; Arthropoda; Arachnida; Ixodida; Ixodidae. The record is from RefSeq and is a predicted model, not a curated record. Gene Ontology annotation, cellular component: core mediator complex; mediator complex.
UUUCACUUACUUUUUUUUUCUCGCCUUUUAUUUGCAUAAAACAUGGCAGCUCCCCAGAGCACGCGAGAGCAGUUGCUUCUACUGGUCGAUGACAUCGAAAUAAUUGCUAAAGAGCUGUUUGAAAACAUCAUUGCUCCGAAGAAUCAACGACUGUCAGCGGCGGAACAUAGCCAGCUUGCCGAAUUGCUAGUUUCAAAGGACGAAGAGCUGAAACAUACACUGGUGAUAGCUGCAGGACAGGCAGAAGUUCAGAAAACGAUAAACAGUCUCCAAGAAGAAGUAGAAAAGCAAGACCAUGACAUACAGAUGCUUCAAUGGCAGCUGAGAGACGCGGAAAGUUUGAUGUCUACAGCUAUAUAUCAGGCGAAGCAGAAGCUGCAGAGCAUUGAGAAGGCAAAUGCGAGGGCAGUCUCAUCAGAAGAGCUUAUCAAAUAUGCUCAUCGAAUCAGUGCGAGCAAUGCCGUGGCAGCGCCACACAAUUGGCAGCAAGGUGACCCACGAAGGCCAUACCCGACGGAUAUAGAGAUGCGGCAGGGUUACCUCGGCCGACUGAGCGAUCUUCCUCUCACGGGGCCACCCCUCCAGCCACAGGGGAGCUUGGGAGACCUGAAUGCUGCUCGUCACCUUGCUCUGACCGCCAACUACCGACCAGGAAGAUGGGUAAAAGAGCCUAAGGAAGCUAUUCGCCUUAAAAGGAAUCUGGCUCUGACCAGAAUCCACUUGGGCAGUCAUUUUCAUGGCAGAUUGGAGGAGACAUCAAGCCACCCAUCUCUAGCAACCACAACUCUGUUGGCAUGGAUGCCAAAAGCAAAGAGAAUGAAGACGUUGAGGUCAUGUCAACGGACUCAUCUAGCAGCUCUUCCAGUGAUAGCCAGUGAACAGACACUUAUCAUUUCUCAUUGUAGAUAUCAACAAAAAGUGUUUUUGAACAACCUGCGUGGCAUGGUGUUGGGCUAUUCUUUCACCAUAGGCGUGUGGUGUGUGUACACUGUGCCAUGGAACUCACGUGUAGUCAAAUGGAGUGUGUACCCAAAUGUAACUUCUGUGCAAGAUCACCUGGAACGCUUCAGCAUAGCACAGUUGAAUGGAGCAAACCGCCCUGCCAAUAUAUACAGGUUUGUACAUUCCUUAAAGCAUUCUUGUGCCAAGAAUCAGCUUCAAUGCCAGCUACGAUAGCAACGAACCUGUUCCCCAUUUCCUUAAUUGUCGCAUAUGAGCAAAAUAAUGGAAGAAAUAGUGGCUGAAAGACUUCACUUGUUCCUCAAAGUUGAACGAAAGCUGUAUCACACACAAACAGGCUUCCAUGCUUGCUUGUCAGCGCAACACAGCCUCCUUAUGAUGGCAUGAAGACCUAACCUCUGUGCGCUUGCAAGCACCCCGAAUACUAGCCACCAUUGAUAUACACAAGGCUUUUGACAAUGUAGGAGUACAUGCUAUGUUGCAAGAAAUGCACGCAGUAGGACUAGAAGGUCGCAUAGUGACGUACAUCAUGUCGCUAUUGACAAACUGCACUCAAGAUAGCAGAUCUAUUCUUGCCGCUCCAUUACAUCACACAUGGCCUUCUGCAAUGCUCAGUGUUGUCCCCUGUUCUUUUUAACAUAGCCAUGCACUGUCUCCCAUAUCUCUCAAAGAUAGACAGGUCACAUUGCUCAAUAUACGCAAACAUCACAGUAUGGACCAUCGGAGGGUCAUUUGAUGAGCAGCAACAUGCCAUAUCCAAGCAGCUCUAGAUGCAAUGCAGCAUAGGCG